Messenger RNA from Striga asiatica, 1867 nucleotides. Lineage: Eukaryota; Viridiplantae; Streptophyta; Magnoliopsida; Lamiales; Orobanchaceae. The record is from the annotation of a GenBank genome assembly.
AACAGUUGCUCUCUUUUUAUCACGCCCCCAAAUCCCGUCAAAUUCUUUGAAUUUUCUCCUCUCCACAACAACAAGCCCCUCCCUGCCGUUUUGCUCCUUCUUCGCCAAUCGCCGGGAAGCUCCGCCGCGAGGGUUUUGCUUUCCUUGAAUUUUCUUCUCUAGUUUUCUCUCUCGUCUUCGGAUCUUAGCCUAACUUUCAAUUUCCCUUUUCUUUUUCCGGUUCAUCGCUGAUUUUUUCAGUUACGAUGAAUUUCUCUACUUUAUAGAGCUCUCUCUCAUCUCACCGUUCGUCUCAGAUCCCGAAAUUUUUCUUUACUUCUUCAUCAGUACCUUACAAUUCGUUGUUAUGGCUAUACGGUUCACCACUUACUCGGUUUCCAUGGCCACAAACCUCGCGGCCGCCUCCGGAAGGGGCGGCGCCUCGAGAUUCUUACACGAUUUCUCGACGCCAACGCGGAUUUUCCAGCACCCACCGUUGCAGAAACCUUCUCCGACUUACUCUGACUUCCACCGCCCUGGAUUGGCGACGGACCUCAGCAAACCAACGCCGUUUUCUCAGGCGAUCUCUCUGAUGAAGCAAUCUAUCGCGUCUUCUACACCGAAAUCGGUCGGCUUUGGGGUUUCUUCUGUUCAGGCGUCCUCGAUCCUUUCUUUCUUGCCUAGUUCUAACUGGUUGCCGUCUAACGAGCCCACGAGUACAGAGGUGGACAGGGGACGGGUGAUUUCUGGCCGCAAAAGUGUUUGCAAAGGAACUUUGAAGACUAAGAUUGGUUCUGAAGCAGUUACAAAAAGUGGUGGUGAGAUCAGUGUGAACGUUCUGCAGAAUAAACUUGGUGUUAGUAAGUUUGCUAAUAGUUGGCUGUUGAAAAUGUUGAACUUCUGCUUUACCUCUGAAGAUGCUAGGGCGGCUUUCACUGCCGUCAGUGUUGGCAUCCUUUUCAAAUCAUCUUUGGCGGAGCCGAAAUCAAUUCCCUCCAUGUCUAUGUACCCAACACUUAAUGUGGGUGAUAGAAUUCUGGCUGAGAAGGUUUCGUAUAUUUUCAAGAGUCCUGAAGUUUCAGACAUUGUGAUUUUCAAGGCUCCUUCAUUUCUUCAGGAAUUUGGAUUUAGCUCAUCCGAGGUGUUCAUCAAAAGAGUAGUAGCAAAAGCUGGCGAUUGUGUUGAAGUUCGUAGUGGAAAAUUGAUGGUCAAUGAUGUAGCUCGAGAUGAGGAUUUCAUCUUGGAGCCAAUUAAGUAUGAAAUGGACCGGACGUUUAUACCAGAGGACUGUGUGUUUGUGCUGGGAGACAACCGGAACAACAGUUUUGACUCUCACAACUGGGGCCCGCUGCCUGUCGAGAACAUCGUUGGUAGAUCUCUCUUCCGCUACUGGCCUCCAUCAAAAGAAUCCGACAGUCUCCAAAAUCAGCCCCAGCAGUGGGGCUUAUCCGGGCACCUGCUGAAUGCCAAUCAUAUUAUAUUGACUGCUGCAAGUAUGCUAUCUGGUUGGUUUUCAUAUCUCCCCCUCAGAAUCACUCAACUUUCUUAUGUGGAUCCAAUCCCAAUCCAAUAUGGUGGAGCUUGGACUGGUGUUUUUUACAAUAAGGAUAUGUGUUCGGCAGGGAUACAAUUGUGGCGCGAUUGGCUGGAGACUCUGGAGUUUAAUUUCCCGGCAUCCAAGAUUGGUUGAUGUUUGGUGGGAUUGCUUAUUAGUUUAUUAUUUUGGGGGCUGAUUUUGUGUUAUGGAUGGUUUAGGACGUAUGAAUAUAGAUCCGUGCAUGUACCAUAUAUACUUGUUCUGGAAAUAAAUUAAUACUAUCAGUUACUUUAUUGGUUCUGUAAAGUCGCUUUUAUUUUUCUGGUUGUAGAAAAAGUUCUAUUGUUUAAC